GUCCGUCGUCGCUUGUUUGGUCUACCGUCUGCUUUGUUUCUCAUAAGUGAGCGGACAUGCAUGUCAUGCCUACCCCCGGGCGCGCAAAAGCCAGCCACUGGCACACGGCCACAGUUGAAACACAACGACAGCCAAAACGAGCCCUCCCACGCCGCGUCAUUGACGCCCUUUGCAACCAGCUGCCCACUACAAAACCAAACAAACAAAACUGGCAAUCGCCGGCUCUCCGUCGUCGUCGUCGCCAUCAUGCUGCUGCUGCUACACUACUACUGCCGCUGUCUGGAGCCGUGCUCCUGACUCCUGACAAUCCCGGCAAUCCUGACAAUCUCCUGGUGUUCCCAGCUCGGCUCGACUCGACUUGACUUGACCACACUGGGACUUUCUUGCAAAAACACACUGCCAUGACGUUCUGCUUAUUAUGACGCAAGCCACACCACCUCUCCCGCCCGCCCGUCAAGCCCCAAGCCCCUCACGGCGGCUGCUUCCAACCAAGAUAAUGGCCCCCGCUGCCACUCUGCCCUAUCUAAUGGCAAAAGCCCUAACUCAGAGCCCUCGUUCGGUCGGGCUUCUUGUCCUUCGUGACUGCUGACGCGGUGCCUGGGAUACCG
Messenger RNA from Bipolaris sorokiniana ND90Pr, 608 nucleotides. RefSeq lists its product as uncharacterized. The coding region runs from base 57 to 362 and encodes 101 amino acids. The record is from RefSeq and is a predicted model, not a curated record. The transcript has a single exon. Lineage: Eukaryota; Fungi; Ascomycota; Dothideomycetes; Pleosporales; Pleosporaceae.